Messenger RNA from Rubroshorea leprosula, 1248 nucleotides. Lineage: Eukaryota; Viridiplantae; Streptophyta; Magnoliopsida; Malvales; Dipterocarpaceae. The record is from the annotation of a GenBank genome assembly.
CAGCCAAUAAGACAUUUUUCUUGGCACUAGGCUUAGUAGGCUAGUUGAUUAGUACACCAAAUGUUUUAGCUAAUAGAUACUAAAAUUUGAAUCAUGAUAAUUUCAUACAAAUAUUUUCGUUCCUCCUACCUCAAAGUGUAACAGUUCAAAAAAUAUUAACAAUAAUAAGACUUUUUCCUUGAAAGUGGAUUAACACCAAAAAGCUAUAAAAAAAACAUGCAAACAAACAGGAAAAACCCGCGUUUCUGCUCUUCUUCUUUUCUUCUCCCCUGCAACCCGAGAAAGAGCCCCAGCCACGGUCACCCAUUUCCGGCCAGAAAUCCGGCAAAGCUUGGGGAUUUCUCCCUAUUUUCUUGUCUUAGAACACCUGUUGAACCUAGAAAAUCCCAGAUCUGCGUCUUCCUCCCUCUGCUGUCCGUCGGCUUCAACUUGUGGGUUUGGAAUUUCUGGGCGUUUUUCGGUAAGACAGCCCUGAAUCUCCCUUUUCUCUCUUGAUUUAGGCUUGGGUUUACCUCGAAUUGUGUUUUGGUUUUUGGAUUGGGUAGCCCGUGAGUUCCCCUGCAGAAUUUCUUCUUCUUUGCCGCCGGCUUUUCCCCCUUGCUAGGCUCGGUUUUGCUUGCUAAAUUUUGGUAAGUUGCCGGCUUUUCCAAGCUUAAAAUUACCCAUUUAAUUGCUGGGUUUUGUCCAUUAGUUGAUGCUCUAUGUUGUCCGAAUCUAUUGGGAUAGGGGAUGAAUUUGGCAGCCAUUUUAAAUGUGUUUUGUGCUUGGUUUAUGUAGAAUUAGCUUAAUUAGGCUGUUGUGAUUGUUUGGAGAGAAAAUCCCGUGAGUUAGCUAGUGUUUUGGCUAAUGUUUGGAAGUGGCAGUACUGUUCACGGCGUGAGCACUGUUCACGGGUACUGUUCACUGGUUUGAAUUUAUGGUAGUGCGAUAUUAAUUCUUGGAAUAUUGUGAUUAGGUUUUGAUCGUUCUGUCACCGUAGCACUUGGGUUAGCCUUCUGUUCUGUGCGAGUGAGGAAGUGAAACCGAGGACGGGGAAACCACGGGAAGUGACGAGUUAGAAGGCUAGCCAUUUCGAGAUUGAGCAUAGAUUUAGAAAUAAAUCAUGAUCUUGUAUUUGGAGACUUUAUUGGAGAUUUACGGUAUUAGAGCAAAUUAUAAAUUUUGAUCUUGAGAUUUUGAUGGUAUUAGUUCGUGAUUUGAAUAAGUUUCGAGCCUUGUGCAUUUGUGGGACCCGUCUCACGAGUGCAC